Messenger RNA from Castor canadensis (American beaver), 986 nucleotides. RefSeq names its product phosphatidylinositol-glycan biosynthesis class F protein. NCBI's taxonomy places the organism in Eukaryota, Metazoa, Chordata, Mammalia, Rodentia, Castoridae. The record is from RefSeq and is a predicted model, not a curated record. Gene Ontology annotation, biological process: GPI anchor biosynthetic process. Gene Ontology annotation, cellular component: endoplasmic reticulum membrane.
UUCGGUCGUGUGUGUCCGCCCACCGGGCAUGCGCCUGCGCGAGGACCAUGGCAGCCGGCAGCGCCUGAUAGUGGGAGGCAGUAGCCCCCCCUUUCCCUUCCGCGGGCGGGAAAGUUAGAUAGCCAUCGAAACACCAUGAAAGAUACUGAUAUCAAGGGACUUCUGUACACUCAUCUUUUAUGCGUAUUUUCAGUUAUCCUAAGCGUCUCCAUUCUGUCAUUCUUCUUGGAGAGCUUCUCAAUAUUGGAAACACAUUUGGUGUGGUUGUGCAUCUGCUCUGUUUUUGUAACCACUGUCAAUCUCCUGUUGUGUUUAGUAGUGAAACCAAAUGUAUCCUCUAGAAGAAGUUCAUUUUCAUAUAAGGUAACCAGAUUUUUGAAAUGCUGUAUCUACUUUUUUAUGUCUUCUGUCUCCCUUCAUGUGAUUUUUGUUCUAUAUGGAGCACCACUGAUAGAGUUGGCAUUGGAAACUUUUUUAUUUGCAGUUAUUUUGUCUACUUUCACUACUAUACCUUGUUUAUGUUUGUUAGGACCAAACCUCAAAGCAUGGCUGAGAGUUUUCAGUAGAAAUGGAGUUACAUCGAUUUGGGAGAACAGUUUCCAGAUCACAACCAUUUCUAGUUUUGUAGGAGCAUGGCUUGGAGCACUUCCUAUUCCACUGGAUUGGGAAAGACAGUGGCAGGUAUGGCCCAUCUCCUGUACACUGGGAGUGACCUUUGGCUACAUGGCUGGCCUUGUUAUUUCACCACUCUGGAUAUACUGGAAUAGAAAGCAACUUACAUACAAGAACAAUUAAGAGGAGCAAAAGGAGAAGAUAUUCUUUGUGCAGAUUCCAUAAGGGCUGUGCAGAAAUGUAUAUGGUCAAAGCCAAGCAGUUCCAUUUACAGCACUGUUUUUUUUAAUGUAGUUUAAACCUGAUGUGAUUGUAGCUUUUUAAAUUAUGAAGCCCCUGAGAGAUUGUACCUUCUAUCGAAAUAAAGUAUUUAU